AUGGCGGACCCUCUCAGCAUCGCCGGCGGCGUGGUAGGCAUAGUCGCCUUCACGCAGCAGCUUGUGGAGGCUACCAUCAAGAUCAAGGCUUUCUUCAAAGACGUCAAGAAUGCCCCAAAGGAGAUCGAAAACUAUGUCAACCAUCUUGGACACGCCUCCAAAGUCCUUGAGCGACUAGCACGAGAUCGCGAUGACGACGAGCUGGACGAGGCCAUCUACAACGAGAGCUUGGAGCUCUUCCAUCAAGCACUUGAUCCGAUCACUACGCUGGUGAAUGAGCUGGAAGCGAAGAUGAAAGCCAGACGCUGGGCUAGGUUUGGUGUAGCGCUGAAGGAUAAACAGAUUCAAGACAUGCUCUUGAAGCUCGAUCGGAGCACAUCACAGCUGCAUUUCGCCUUCAACAUAGUCGAGACCGCCCGCAUGAAGCGCCUCAUGGCCACCUGUCAGCAACAGGCGUCUGAAAUCCGGAAGCAGCUCGUCAUGCUCACAACGACUCUGCAACUGCAGCAAGGAUCAGACCAGAAGAGUGACACAUCAGUAGACCGGCGUCCUACCAAGGAGCGGAAAGCGAACACAUUUCAUCGCAACAAAGUCCGGAUCCAACUACCGCGAUGGUUGUGGCAGGUUGUGUGGGACAUCUCAUGGGAAAGCGCCGCUUGCGGCUGGACGGUGUCUCUGCAGCCUGUCACGAUCAUUCCGGAUGAGCAUGAGGUUUGGUGGAUAUGUAGAAAUGGUGAUCUUGACGGCCUCAUAUACCUGCUCGAAACGCGCAAAAUUGGCUUGAACGUGCAGGAUGAAUAUGGAGACACUCUUUGGAAGGCGAGCAUGCUCCUAACUCAAGUGACUGCCGCUAUUUGGGGGACUGACAGCACGUCUUUGCGAUGGGCCAACACGGAUAUGAGCAGAUUCCUGAUAGACCACGGUGCCUCUGCAGAGGAUCUUACACGGUACCGGAGAUAUUUCGAACUCAUUGAAGAGUUGAACCUUCUCGAUGAGGGUCAAAGCGAAGACGACUAUUGGCAUCUACUCACGUCGUCAUUCAUGAUGUUGCCUUCUGACUGGACGGAAGAGCAGACUCUCACGGUCGCUGCUAGGCUGCGAUUCGACUUCACAGCCGAAGCAUUCCACCUUCUCGGCGGUCACAGUAUAAGCAGCCGGCUCUGGUUUAUCACUGUAUCCGGCAGGCAUGGUCAAACCGAGACACUCAUGAGGUGCAUCGGUGAUUGGUGGGUUCUCCAGAGCGACCCAAAAGGCGGGGGCGAAAUGUUGUCCAGCGUCCUAACACAAGGAGCGCGUGCUGGCGCCGAUAUCAGCCAGCUGACUGCGAACGACGACGGUGUGCUAGUAACGCCGUUUUUCAACAUGAUUUUGAAUAGCCUGAUGGGGGUCCGGGAAGCUGCUCGUGUCAACCAUGACAUACAACAAUGGGUGUCGUGUCUUGCCCAGGGCGGCAUGAGCUUGUGCACUUAUGGAAUUGCAGAGCACGCCCACCGGCAGACCCUUUUGACACAGGGGCACUGGAUUCCAAAAACAUUUGUUGGCCUGGCACAUGGUUCGCGCCCUUCAGACUGGUACUUAUGGGACAAACAUCCGGGAGACGUCUUCGCUGGCCUUUUCUGGGACAUGCUAGACCAUCCCGAACGAGCAAUGCCUGGCGCAUGGGAAGAUACUACCACAAACGAACAUCUCGACUAUGUUGAGUUCUGUGCGACAUUGGAGCUUGACCGUCAAGCAGGGGCCGAAGCAAAGAUUAUACGCAGGUGGAGACGAUUGCUCAAGCGUAAUGAGCAUUAUGCUCUGCCGGCUCUUUGCAACACCGAAAGCUUCAAAAAUCUGGUCGAGGUGAUGGAGUUGAAUGCAAAGGAUUGGAAGUCUGGUAACAUGACCAGCGUCUCGCACGAUUGGCACAAGGAGCUUCUAGAGCGCAUGAGGGAAGCGGGCUUGAACCGGCGCUUCGUGGUAGGCAGAAAAUACUCUAAACGGGAUACCCGACAUCUACUUUGGGCCCGUGGCUGA
Messenger RNA from Saxophila tyrrhenica, 2016 nucleotides. RefSeq lists its product as uncharacterized. Bases 1 to 2016 code for a protein of 671 amino acids. The record is from RefSeq and is a predicted model, not a curated record. The transcript is spliced from 3 exons. Lineage: Eukaryota; Fungi; Ascomycota; Dothideomycetes; Mycosphaerellales; Extremaceae.